AUGAAGCUCUCCCUCGCCCUCGCACUGAACCUCGCCCUGCUGGCCACUGCAGCGCCUACCGCUCUGCACUCCAAACGCGCAGAUGGGCAGGAGGUGUCUCCCGAAGCGGAACUCGCCCAGAAGAUUGCAUACGGGUCACUGAAGAGCGCCGCCGAAAUGAUGAACAUCAACAGCAAAGAUACCAAUUCCGAAGACGCAGACUUCGGCAACAACAUGCCCGUAACCAUGACGCCCAACGACAUGGCCUCCUUCCCCGACGCUGACGGUUCGGGACCCAAGAAGCCCAAGGCUAAGAAGCCCAAGGCUAAGAAACCGAACAAGCCGACGCCUGUCCGUGGCGAAGACGACAAAGAAUUAGAAGACGAGGUAGACGAGAAAGUCUCGAAGCCUACCCCAUCCCCUUCAUCUUCUGCGAAGCCCAAGGCCUCCUCGACUGCAGCGAGCACUGACGACGAGGCUGAGGAAGAGGAACGCGGCCUGAAGAAGCAACCUGCGGCUGAGACGGCUGAGGAAGCGGAGGCUGAGCCGACCAAGGCGGCCGCGGAGAAGCCUGCGCCGAAGCCAAAGGAUGAUAACCCGCUUUCGAAGAUACCUUUGAUUGGGACCUUGGUGGGUGGUGGGGGUCCCUUGGGUGGCUUGUAA
Molecule: messenger RNA, 642 nt
Organism: Aspergillus calidoustus
Lineage: Eukaryota; Fungi; Ascomycota; Eurotiomycetes; Eurotiales; Aspergillaceae
Source: the annotation of a GenBank genome assembly